Molecule: messenger RNA, 3390 nt
Organism: Pteropus alecto (black flying fox)
Lineage: Eukaryota; Metazoa; Chordata; Mammalia; Chiroptera; Pteropodidae
Gene: FAM81A
Product: family with sequence similarity 81 member A
Exons: 9
Coding region: 109-1215 (368 amino acids)
Source: RefSeq, a predicted model, not a curated record
GGAGCCGCGGCGCGCCCGCCCCCCGCGAAGAUGUGAAUUAUUAAAAAGAAAAAUGGCCCAACGGAACACUGUAUUUCCUUCUCUUGUCACCAAGGAAAGGUAUAAUAUAUGGAAAAUAUGCAUCUAAGGCGAGUUAGGACCAUGCCCCGGCACAGCCAGUCCCUGACCAUGGCACCCUACUCCUCAGUGAGCCUAGUAGAGCAGUUAGAGGACAGAAUCCUCUGUCACGAGAAAACGACCGCCGCCCUUGUGGAGCAUGCCUUCCGAAUUAAAGAUGACAUCGUCAACAGUUUGCAGAAGAUGCAAAACAAAGGGGGAGGCGACCGCUUGGCCAGGCUUUUCUUGGAGGAGCAUAUUAGAAACAUAACUGCCAUUGUGAAGCAACUUAAUCGGGAUAUCGAGGUACUUCAAGAGCAGAUCCGUGCCCGGGACAACAUCAGCUAUGGAACGAAUUCUGCCUUAAAGACUCUGGAGAUGCGUCAGCUCUCCGGUUUGGGAGAUCUUCGAGGGAGAGUGGCAAGAUGUGAUGCCAGCAUAGCCAGACUCUCUGCAGAACACAAAACGACCUAUGAGGGGCUCCAACACUUGAACAAAGAACAGCAAGCUGCCAAACUUAUCUUGGAAACGAAAAUCAAAGAUGCAGAGGGACAGAUUUCUCAGCUUUUGAACAGAGUAGACUUGUCAAUAUCAGAGCAAAGCACCAAACUGAAGAUGUCCCACAGAGACAGUAACCACCAGCUUCAGCUUUUGGAUACUAAAUUUAAAGGUACAAUUGAGGAACUCAGUAACCAGAUUUUAUCUGCACGAAAUUGGUUGCAACAGGAACAAGAACGGAUAGAAAAAGAACUUCUACAAAAAAUCGAUCAGCUUUCCUUGGUUGUUAAGGAAAACAGUGGAGCCAGUGAAAGGGACAUGGAGAAGAAGCUCAACCAGAUGUCAGCCAGACUUGACAAGAUAGAAGAGAGUCAAAAGAAGCAUAUGGAAGUGCAGAAAACAAAACAAGAAGAGGAGAAGGUGCACGGGCGAAUCAGCAAGCUGGAAUUACAGAUGAGUGAGGACAUGAAGGAAAUGAAAGCGGAAGUUGAUGCUGGAUUUACAGCCAUCUAUGAAAGCAUAGGAACUCUCAGGCAAGUUCUCGAAGCCAAGAUGAAGCUGGACAAGGAUCAGUUACAGAAGCAAAUCCAACAGAUGCAGAAGCCGGAAGCUCCCAUGUGAAGGGAGUUGGGACAAGGACCUCAAAGGCGGUUUUGUCAGUGGGGCUGGGAGCUAGACGCCUCUGUAGCCAAGCUGUUGUGGCAUUCAGGAUUGUUCUAGUCAUGGCGUGCAUGUGCCAAGAAAUGUGUUUUCAUGGGUCUAAAUGUUUACCUUCCGUCUUGAAAACACUCUAUCUUUAAAAGUAUUAAAUACAAUUUUUACCACUUUAUGCCACUUCUCUAAAUUUAAUGAGAUAUCCCCACCCCCAUAUUUGGAAAGGCUUUUAUCCCCUACAUUUUAUGAAGGAAAAUACUUAAUUUAACUUCAAUGCUUGAUGCUCUAGCCAAGACUUUACUAUUUUGAAAAAUGUCAUGGUAACUUUUUAAAUUAAGAAACUAACGAAUUGUCACAGAAAUUUGUUGCUCUUCACCCUAAAUUAAGAGAAUGUCCUGUUAGAUUAGAAUUCAGCCUUUGAGUCCAUAUUUGGAUUUUAUUAUUGUUGUCUCUGCAUUUCUUAUAUUGGUUAUCUUCUCGUAAAUCUCAUCUUUUGUAGGGAGAAGGGACUUAACAUUUGGGGAAAAAACACCAUUUUUAUAAUGAAAAUAGAUUAAAAAUUGAUAACUGCCAUAUAGAUUGCAAAUUGAAACGGAAACUUAAGACAAUUAUCUAGAUAAUACAAGGCACAAUAUUUACAGCAACCACCUAGUUAUACCAGGUUUUAAUAUUGAAAACUUUUUUCAAUUACCCACAGCCUGUGUAGUGAUAGCCAUAUACUUAAUAAUGAAAUGGUGGUUAAUAGUCUAUUAUACAGUUGUUCAUCAUAAUAGGAUGUGAGGGUUUUCAGGCUUUAUGAUCGCCUCUCUAAAUAUUUCCAAAAUUGGCACAAAGUGCUAAGGUUUAUAUAUACUUACUAUAUUCUUGUGCCUUGGUUUUAUCGCGUCAAUGCACUAUUCCCUAUAAAGUUUUGCAGACAAAAUAGAAGGCAUGAUAUGCAUCAGAAUUAUGAUGUAAAAAUGGGAUCCUAUGUAUUUUUUAAAUUCUAAAAAUUUUAUCACUGUUAAGACAUUAAUCAAUGAGUAUUAUUAACAAAAUAGAAAUUCACACUUUUGUAUGGACAGAGAAUCAAGUUGAUAUUGCAUUUAUAACACUGUCAAGUAACUUUCAUUUUGAGCAACUUUGUAGACGAUGGGUGUUUCAUUUUCAAUCGCCAUAUUUGAUUAGUCAUCGAAAAUUGGCACCAGUGCUGUUUGUUCACCUAUGUAUGUAAAACUGAUAGUGAGACACACAUUGUCGUAAACUGUGAGGGUGCCCAGGAGAAAGAAAACAGGAGUACUUUUAAAAACUUUUUUUUGUUUGUUUGCUGAGGACUCAGGAAAAUUAAAGCGUUUUCUAUUUUUGGGAUAAAUCAUAAAUGAAAUAUCUAACUGGCUAUUACUGUUUACCCAUAUAAAAUAUGCUGCUAAAGUACAUAAUAUUUUACCCUCAAUGACUUGACAAAAAAUUUUUUUUUUUAAAUUUGGACCUGAGAAGUCAUAUAAGGAAUAUGUCACCCAACACAUAUUUCCUUAUUUUGUCAUGAACCUUUGCAUCUCUAUAUAGGAAAACUAUUUCCACUUAACAACAACAACAACAACAAAAGGUUAAUGCUCUUUUGCAAUCAGAAAAUGAAUUUCUUUUUGUGAUAGAGUAACCAUGUUGUCAGUUCUCCACGUUUAAGCACAAGCCACAGCACAGAGAUCCAUGGCCCUUCCAGCAUGUCUCUCCUCUGGGGUCUCUGAAAAGGAAGAAUCAGCACAAGUGACACCUGGGAAGAGGAGAACAGAGGACACCAGCUGGAUUCAGGUAGAGGGCAUGACAUGAGCAGGUGACGCUUGGCUGUCCGCUGAGUUGCUCAGGUGCUUCCAAUGCUGCCAACUCCAUGUUUCAAGCCCCAGCAUGGGGUCUCCACCAUGGCUACAUGUUGCAAUCACGUGGGGAGUUCAAAAGCUACUGGUGCCUUGGCCGCCCCCAAAUUAAGUCAGAACCUCUGGAUGCAGGCAUCAGUAUGUAUCAAAGGCCCCCGAGUGAUUCAUAUGCUGGGGAAGUUGUGAGCCACCAAGCUACACCGUACUCUUAUCACCAAAGUUUAAAUGAGAAUCAGCUUCCGUGUUCUUUCCUUUACCAGAAAUUUGCAAUAAAAAGAAUAAAACUUCCAAA